GCAUGAACUUUGUAAUUCGCAGCAGAUGACCACUGGGGGGGAUGGGGGCUUCAUUUUGUGGUGGCGAGUGUUCCCUCAGACAGCAUCAGAGCGCACCGCGCGGAUUCACUUGGUCGACACGAGAAGUGAUGGAGCCGCGUGCUUCACGUGUGCAGUGCCUCUUUUUAGGGCAGCAAGUGCAUUAUGGACGUGUCAGUUUUGCGCGUGAGGGAGGAGAAGGAGGGCGACUGCACGUGAACACCGCAGAGUGAAUGCCGCAUGCAGUUUCUGGCCGUGCCAGCCGCACAGUGGGAAUGGAUACCGGCUACUUCCUGGCGGCGACCUGCUUGGUGCUGCUGUCGCUCAACGGGUUCGUCUUUCCCUCGCAGGCGACGCGCUUUUGUCCCGACCGGUGCGACUGUCACAACCCGCAGCACCUCAUGUGCACCAAUCGAGGCUUGCGCACUGUGCCCCAACCCGUCGCGCGGGUGCUCGAGGAGGUGCUGAUCUUCAGCCUAGGUGGUAACUUCAUUGGUAACAUCUCCGCCUUUGACUUCACACGGUACAGUAAUCUCGUACGGUUGAAUUUACAAUACAAUCAGAUACAAACUAUUCACCCAAAAGCAUUUGAGAAACUCUACCAGUUGGAGGAGCUGUACUUGGGACAUAAUGGGUUAUCGAAUAUACCCGCUGGUACUCUCCAACCCCUAAAGAAAUUAACUGUUCUUUGCGGAAAUAAUAACAAUAUUAGGGAAAUCACACCGGAGCUCUUUGCUAAUUUGGAUAAGCUUGUUAAAUUGCGUCUGGAUGACAACUCAAUAGACGUCCUGCAGGACUUUGCGUUUAAAAGUUUGACCAGCCUACAUUAUCUCCAUCUGGAAUCCAACAAACUGCAGCAUAUUCACAGAAACGCGUUCUCCGACCUCUCCAACCUGCGUUUUCUGAACCUGGCCCAGAACAAGCUGUCAGCCGUGCGCAAUGCAGUCACCUUCUCCCAACUCACAGCUCUGACCACUCUGCUGCUCUCUGAAAACGAGAUCCAGUACGUCGGAAACCACGUCUUCCAAAACCUAAAAAAGCUGUCAAAACUCUCCCUCAGCAACAACAGAAUCUCUCGGCUGGACAGCGGAGCUCUGAAGGGGCUGUCGAGGCUCAGAGAGCUUCAGGUGGACGGCAACAAGCUGGAGGAAAUCCCCGCCGGUGUCCUGAACGCUCUGGAGCGCAUCGAGGAGCUGGACUUCAGCCGCAACCGGAUUUCCAGCGUGGACUCCUCUGCUUUUUCCCAACUUAAACACCUGAGAGUGCUGAAGCUGAAGAACAACGUGCUCACCAGUCUGUCCGGGGACAUUUUUGCCCUCAACAACUUGCUUCAUGACCUGGAUCUCCAUGGCAACAAAUGGACGUGCGACUGUCGACUGGAGGAGCUGAAAAGGUGGAUGACUGCUGCGCAUUCUCAGGGCAAAUUAUUGACUGUUUUUGUGCGGUGUCACCGCCCGGCAUCACUGAGGGGGAAAUAUCUGGACUAUGUGAACGGCUCCCAGCUGCAGCCUCUCGGGAACUGGACCCACUUGUGCAGGAGCCAAGUUGAGCCCGAGGAGAGCCGGGGAGGGCGUGUGUUGGUAAAGGUGGAGGAAAAAGAGGUCAGGAUGGUGGAUCCAAUGAAGCAGUUGGGGGGGGGGGGUGAAGAAGUGCAGGCGGAGGAGACGGAAGGCGUUGGUUUGAGGCAGGGGUACAGGGAUGGAGUCAUUAUGAAGAACGAGCGAGAGGAAAGGAAGAAGGAAGGACAGGAGGAGGUGAGAAUUCAAGGGGACCAAAGGGGUCUUUCAGAGGCAGAAUCCUCUUCUUUCACUGAAAGAAAGAAAUCAAAGAAGGAGCCGCUCGGCCCAAGGUCACGACCUUCUGCAGAGGCUGCUGGGAAACGUGCCAAAGGUAGACAAAGGUCCAAUAACGGCCCCAGAACCGAUCCAACAGCUAUUUCUAUAACAAGUCACGCUGGAAACCAAAAGAGUAACUCCACUAAUCCAAACACACGGCCCACCGCCACUCCUCCGACCCGGUCAGGAGAAAGGUUUGAUCUUCUGAGGUCAGAUCAGGAAAAGGCUGCCCCUGUGAUCACAGAUCCUUGUCUGUUCAACCGCCACUUCAUCACCAAUGUUUCAGUGGCUCAAGUGACAUCCAGCACUGUCACCAUCUACUGGACUACCAAAGACCACCGGCGCUCCACGCCAGGACUCGGGCAGGGCCUAGAUGAAGUCCAGUACCGGAUCCUGUUUGACCGCUUUGGCAAUCCGGAUCGCUUCCCCCGCUAUGUCUACGCCGUUGGCACGGCUCGCUCCGUCACCCUCCGAGAACUCAGCCCUGACGUGACCUACAUGGUCUGUGUGGAGGGAGUGGUCGGGGGCUCCGUGUGUCAUGUGGCGCCCCGUGACCACUGUGCCGGUCUGGUCACUCUACCCGAGGUGCUCAGGCACGGAGGCAAGCUGACCACUGACCUCCAGCUAGUGACGGUGGCCACACUGGCCGGGAACGCCGCGCUGCUGCUGGUCAUCGCCGGCUUCUGGCUGGGCCGGCGCCUGAAGAGGAGGCUGCAGAGGAGGAAGUCGGCCGUGCACGUGCGGCACAUGUACUCCACCCGGAGACAGUUUCGUCCGGCCGCGGCGGCGGCGGCCCCUCUGUCCGCCGACUUCACCAGCUACCAGAGCAGCCGUCAGGCUCGUCUACCCCCGCUAGAGGAAGGGGACCUCAUCGAGUUCCCCUGUGAGCGCUUUAUGGACGGCAACAGCGUCCGCAGAGACGGCAGCAUGCAGAGAUUCUCUGACUAGAGCAGAAACACUUCUCCCAUUUUUUACUUUGCCUGCCUGGUCUUAUCCCCUCUGUUCUCAGACCUCGGUAUCAUGUACCAUGUAACAUGUUUGUGGAUGUGGACAAAGCCGAGGCAACAGUUUCACCUUUUAGUGUCUCGGGUUUCCAGUUUGACCAAAAGAAACACUUUUAGACGGACAAUAGGAAAGCUGAGCUCAUCAGUACCUUUUCAAACACCGGGAGGAAGUCGAAUGCCUCUGACUUCCUCUUCCUGCUUUGGGUCUUUCCUGUUCCAUUUCCUUGCACCUGCGAGUCUUCCUUUUAGUGCAACUUCAUCAUUUGGUGUGUGCGCAUACGCAUGAAUGGUUGCUCACUGAUUUCAACUAUGGUGCUAAUGUUGAGUUCAUAGACGUCAUGUGGUCUUGUUGUUUGUACAGUGUGUAAUGAUGGCUGCUGGUUGGCAGAGAAAACGAUUUGUUUUGUAUUACAUCUAUCAAGUUUUAUACUUUUAUAUAUGAAUCUGUAUUACAUGAAGAAGUAAAAUCCCAUACAAUGUGA
Gasterosteus aculeatus aculeatus (three-spined stickleback) is the source of this 3339-nucleotide messenger RNA. It is a transcript of the gene tril, whose product is annotated as TLR4 interactor with leucine-rich repeats. The record is from RefSeq and is a predicted model, not a curated record. Gene Ontology annotation, cellular component: plasma membrane. Lineage: Eukaryota; Metazoa; Chordata; Actinopteri; Perciformes; Gasterosteidae. Gene Ontology annotation, molecular function: protein binding.